AUGUCGGAUCCAGUACCUAGUGACACAGAAACUGUUACAUAUGCGGUAACCGAGGAGCAAGGAAAAACUAAUCUUCUGUUUUCAUUAGUUGAAAGCGUAGUAUCAUUGGUUGCAGUUACAUUUGGAAUUUUAACUUUGGCAUUUGUAUAG
This is a messenger RNA of Entrophospora sp. SA101, 150 nucleotides long. The record is from the annotation of a GenBank genome assembly. NCBI's taxonomy places the organism in Eukaryota, Fungi, Glomeromycota, Glomeromycetes, Entrophosporales, Entrophosporaceae.